Molecule: messenger RNA, 11956 nt
Organism: Spirometra erinaceieuropaei
Lineage: Eukaryota; Metazoa; Platyhelminthes; Cestoda; Diphyllobothriidea; Diphyllobothriidae
Source: the annotation of a GenBank genome assembly
AUGGCCAAAGUAGGCAGAGGUGUGCAGAUUGGUCUGUCCUGGGUGAAGACGAAACCCGGUGGUCUUCCAGACGGUGCUAUUGAGGUACAGCCCGGCAUAUACGUCUGCCGUGCCUGGCAUGAUGGUGAACAGAUUCCCGGAAAGUACAUUCCCCGACUUGCGCUCGCCUACAUCCCGUACGGUGGCGAGGAACACCAUGAGAGGGACUGUGAAGUACUCUGUGACACCAGCUGUCCCGGACAAUCUUGCUGGUAAGCAGAACUACCGAACACCACUCCCUUUGUUUCUAGAUAAUAUGAAAUUAAGUGCUAACUCCCAUUUCAUUAACGAACAAUUCCUGUUGGAAAAGCCAGUGUGUAUAAGAGUCGACAAAUUGGAAUCAGGAAGGCAAGAUUGGUAUUAUAAUCUGCAAUAUUUCGGGUAGUGCAUAGGCUGUUAAGAAGCUAGCAACGACAAUUGUUCAACCAAAGUAAUGACCACAUAUAGACGUUGUAUGUGACUUCACGAUAUGAUGGUUUUUGCCCCAGCAGAGUCCUAACGCUACCUCAGUUGCAGUCUAGCCCGUGGACUUUGGUAAACCGGGUGAGGUAUUGGCAAUCAAGAGACUGAUUCGCCAGACAGACCAUAUUUUCUGCCAAAUAGUCUCCCCAGAAGUUAUUCAAAUUUCGACAGGACUGAUUUCAUAGACAAUAUCAAUCUGAUCGGAAAAUCUAUGAAGGUUGUCGUGAUCAGUUUUUGAUGACAAGCUACUACUGACUGUUGUUGCCAGUUCCCGUGCCCCAGACUCCGUCACUGCUUAGGGCACAUCACCUACUAUGCUUGUGGUCGUGAUGAGAGGAUUAUUUCUAAUUGUUUCCUUUUAAAACAUUCCCUGAAUACACAGUCCGAACUGACACUGCAUUUUUCCACUAUGCCCCUCUUUGCUUAACCAGUUACGAAUGGGUGUCGGCCAGUGGAGGCGAGGUACCGAAGAGGGCCAUUGUGGCGGGCAUGGCGUCCGAUGAUCAACCGCUGUAUAUCGCCAAGGCCCCUGUAGCCAAUGAGAUUGCUGCAGGCAAGGUGAGUUGAUUAUUUUUCACUCUGGACUUCUCAGAGCAGGGCAGUCAGCCCAAUCGUUGACCUGCAAUCAGUCUUUAUUUUUGGUUUUCGGAAGUUUAUUUAAAAAUAGAUUUUGCAUCUUUGUCUGGAGUUUGCUCGAUUGAUCAGCUAGUUUAUAGCGAUUGAUGAAAUCUUAGAUUUAAUUUACAUUAAACACUGGUAAACUGAUAAACGAUACUUCGUCCUUGUGUCAGAGGAUGUUACUUGGAUUAUUCUUAUUAUUGACAUCAGUUCAUUGUUGCAAAGACGUCAAGGCAUUCAAGGAAGUUAUAUAUUAGCAUUGAGGUUUCUGUGUACAGAGUAAAAUCAGUUGGUUAAUAGACGACAAUUUUCCGAGUACCCGAAAUCGUCAUUUUCAGGAACGAACUACGCCUACGAAAUUUGAUAAUUCUGAUCCAGUAAGUUGAUCGCCUACCUGAACUUCGAGCCUGAGCAGACACCGCGUGCAUUAAUCUAUCUAGAUUUUAAGACAAAAGACGUCGUGGAUUACAGCAGCUCAAAUUCGAUUGAGGCAGGCCCACGACUGACUUGCGCACCGGGGGUGUGGGUUUCUGUCGGGACGGACAUGUUCAGCGCAGAGAUCAUUACGCCCUAGUCACAGUUAUUUUGUGCAUGUCGACUACGUGCACCUUGUGGUAGACCAAUGGCGUUAGGUCAUUUUCACCUAGUACAUUUUCGGAUAGCACGCGCAUUUUAUACUGCUUUUAUUGCUAAAUACGCCUAGUAACACUUCUUCUUGUUGCCCAUUAGGUUCACGCCGGACACUCCUGCGCCUAUAUGCCUUACGGGGAUGUUGAACACUCGGUUGACGACUAUGAAGUCCUGGUAUGGAAGAAAAAGUAGUAGAGGGCAGGCUGGGAGCUAACUACUCCAAAACGCACAUGACCCCCUGUGAUGAAAUUUCUCAGGAAACGGAGUAAACACGAUUCCUCUAAACUCCCAUUUGGUACAUAAAUUUGGAAAAUAAUUUUUUUCAGGUUGUUCUUUGCAUUAGUUUUUCUAUAGUAAUAGGCCGAAAUGGGUAAGAAAAGGGCGUAGCACGGAGUGGUUGAAGCUAUCACGGUGAACGGUGAAAGUCGUGUCUUGGAAUGUUGCCGACUGACGGGAUAACUGGGGUCUCGCAGUCAGUCCAACAUGCGUUUGUGUAAGAUGGCGGACUGAGAUUCGGGUUGCAUUGUCGCUUUCUUUUAUGGUAGUCACAUUUCGUGGGAGCCGACACGCCCUCCAUCUGUUUUGUUGUAUAAAAUACUGGUCAAGUUUACGUUGUGGAUCUGGGCGUUUGUUGGCACGCCUAGGGACAGUUGCGAACGCGCCAACCGCCUGCGCUCUCCACCAUCUCCAGUCUGUCUAAUGUGUUCAAGAAAGGCGACGAAGGUGUAGUGAGGAAGACGUGAGUGUGCGGUAGAUGUUGUGCAUGUCCUAUACCACUGUAAAACAAAUCACACCCAAGUUACUAUCACACGCCACCAUGCUGUGAGUCUCACGGGGACCUUGUCGGAUACGAUAGUUGUUGAGGUGUACCUUGAACGUACAGUUCCUAUUCGACAACAAUCUAUAUAGGCAGAUGGACGGCGUAGCCGUGGGCUGACCCUUGGCGCGCUUUCGAUGAAUAUAUAAAUGGGAAGUUAGAAGCUUUCCAGCUACGUCACCAGAUCAACGGUUUAAGAUACUAUGGGCGUACGUGAAUGAUAUAUUCGCAAUUGCACCGAAACAACCUGACAUCUCAAUUCUACUGGAUGACAUAAAUCAGGUGCACCCAUCAAUAAAAUUGACUCUAGAAGAAGAACAGUUCGGUUCACUUCUCUUUCUGGAUGUGAUUCUGAGUAGAAGGCCUGACGGCAGCAUUCGACAUAGCGUCUAUCGUAAGAAAACAUGGUCCGGACAAUACACCCAUUUUGGGAAUUUCCUACUGCUUAACGUUAGACUUUAUUUAGUUCGCUGUUUGGCAGUAAGUAUGAGAAGAGUCUGCUCAGCUGCUAGCGUCGAGAAAGAGCCUAAGAUAAUCGAAAGUCUUUUUCGCCAGAACGGCUAUCCUGACCGAUUCAUUGUUAAGGACAUGACCGAAAGAUCACGAAAGCCCCCGAUACUGACGGCAGGAAAGAAAAGGCUCUUCAUCAGGGUCCCAUUUCAAGGGGAUGCGCCAAGUGGACUUUUAAGAAGACGCCUAACUCAAGCUGUAUCACAGACCUUUCCAGCAAAUGUCACCCGUGUACCGUUCUCCACCAGUCCCAUCCUAUACGGAGAAGACAAGAGCAAACUACCAGCUCAGACCACCUCUAUGUGUAUUUACUGGAUCAACGGCUCCUGUGGGUCAGAACAUAUUGGUCGCACGAGCCAGCGUCUAUCCAAAAGAAUAAAAGAACAUCUUCCAGCAUGGUUAUAAAAGCAUCAAAUAAAGAACAUCAAGAGCUCGAUCCUCGUGCACAUGCCAGACACAGACCACCGCGUAGACGACAGAGAGGACUUCAGAAUGAUUUACAGGGUCCAGUCGAGCGACGCAAAUCUACUUAGGCAGUGAUUUUUGGCUACGGCCGAAACGGCAGCAAUCAGACUUUGCUGACCGGUUCUAUGCGCACAGAAGAACUUCAUACAGGUCCCACAGUUGCCAUGACUCAAAACCACCAAACCAGCCAUCCGCAUGUAAUUUCCUUCACCGGGACCCACAUUCUCCCUGACGCUGACUGGAAUUGUGGUGUUUCACUCUCCCCUCCCCUACCCCUCCCUCCCAAAACUCGAGCUAAUGUUUAAUUACCUACUUGCCCAUAUCUUAUAAUUCACUACUUCAAUAGCCAUAUAAAUAGUCCACAUAAAUGUAGAGGCCUGAAGAGAAUUUGUCGAAAGCAGACGUAUGCUGGCCAAAAUGCCUUUUAAAGGAAGAACCUUGUAAAUUGUAUGGUGAAUUCUAUGCUCCGGGUUGUCAAUAUGGUACGGUUCUUCAGAGCGAAUGUUUCAUGAUACUAUAGCACCAUCUACAAACAUUCGCUACGAAUGCUCAUCGAACAGGGACUCGGGCACGCUUUGUCUACCCAUAGGCUUACGGUUACAUUUCGACUACACAGAUUAAAUAGUAUCCCAAGAAAUAUAAGUUGAAGCCAGAUGUGCCCUUUUGGAAACAGCUCGGUGCUUGUCAUUAUAUCAGCGUGCCAGGUCAAAUUCAAUGGGUGACUUCCUAUGGCUUUGAACUGAUAAAUAAAUAAAAAAUGAAUAUAGUAAAUACUUAUGCACUUAACCUAGUGGGAUUACACAGCCUAUCCUUACCCGAAUUUCCUUGACGAAUGACUGUGUGUUUUAUAUGUUGCACGUUGCUAAAAAUUUUGAUAUUCUUACACCUCAGACGUACAAACAUACGUCUUUCGUUACAUCGCGGCCAUCUCGACGAGGGUAUGGUUUGUACGCGGUGUCAGCAACAGAUAAACCGGGGAGAAAGUCUGGUGGGAACGGUGUUAAUGGGGGUUACGGGGGUUGGACCUUUGGACACUCGAAGAACCUUAUCCAGGGAAGUAAAAGUGAUAAGAUAACCAAAAUGCCAUCGAGGACCUUCUAAUGUGCCUAGGAACCAAGUCCUAAAUAUGCGCACAAACGCAAAAAACUGUAGUCAGUGAGUUCCCGGCAGCUGAAUAAACCAUCGUUGCAUAACUAACUUGAGAUCAGGUUCCUAGUUGAUGCGUGAAAAAUGGGGGUUAGCCACAGGCGUUAAUCGAAAUUGCAAAUAAUGAAGAUCGUAGCCAAUGCCAGGAAACUCCUUGACUGACAGGAAUUUAGGGAAAUGCAAAACAAGGAACAGGAAGGAAGUCAAGCAAGGUACGUUGAAUGACGAUAGGGAAGAAUAAAAGGAAAAGACAUGUUUAGUAAUAUAAAGAGGCAUGCUUGCAUGCAGAUGAAUGGUGGUAUUAUUGGAAAUGAGUCAUGUUAUGUAACGGAGAUUUCGGUGCUAAAGCAAAUGCGCAAGUUAAUUGAGGAAGCACAGCCCAUGUGGAUGUAAACAUCAUAAGCUGUAAGCAAUUAGUAGUUUGGAUAGUAGGAAAUGGAUAAAAACCGUAAACGGAUUCAUUUUUUGAACCCAGACCGUCGACUGAAUGAACAAUAAAACUUAGGCGACCUCAAUGGGAUAAAUCGAGAUAGAGUGAUGAAAUAAUACAAGUUCUGAGUUCUAAUAAGUUGACGCAGUAUUGGCAAGACUGUUGCAGAAAAGUUUCAAGUGUAAAUUUCGGUUGAGAAUGCGGCAGCUGUCCCCUAGGUAGCACGCAGACGGUUUCGUCCUCAGAUGCAACCGAUGCGCAAUACAAAGGCACAGCGAACGGAUUCAGUAUUUGAAGGCAGCCAUCUCACAAUCAAAAAGAUUUUAGAAAUCGAAGGAGUCAAAGUGAAACAAUGUCUAAGGGAAGUUGGAGUUUGCCAUGCGACCGCAGUGGGGGGUACGCAUAUGCCGAAAUAUGUGUUCCGCGACCUCCUUAGUCAAAUCAGGCUAGUCGGUGGCCCUCCGGCCGGUAAUGACGAAGUAGGUGGCGAGGGGACUUGGGUUUCUGGCGGACAAAUGGAGAGCUACUAACAACCGUCAUCUGAGUAAUAUGAGCUUUACACCAUAAAUCAUAGCAAGAAUUUCGUGGAUGGAACUGAAGGUGGUGUAAAACGUAGGCGACCUCAGUGGGAUAUACCGACGGAAAGUAGUGAGAUAAUAAAAGUACUGAGUUCUUAUAAGCUCACGCCGUAAUGUUGAGGCCAAGGACGGCUACAGACAAUUUUGAAGUGUUAAUUUCGGUUGAAAAUUCGACAGCGGAUCCCCAGGUAGCACGCAGACGGUUUCGUCUUUAGAUGUAAUCGUAACCAAGGAGAAGAAGUGCAAAUUGAUGAGUCGCCAAAAUAACAAUGCCGAUUGGCAGUUUCAGUUUAUUUGAGGGAAACAUAGGCGUUGAACCUUUGAACUCCCCAUUUGUUACAAGGAAGCGAAUUGUAUCAAAAAUUUGAAAAUGGGAACACCAAACAGCUACUUUUUUUCAGAUUGGCAAAUUUUUCGAAAUCAGACAGAUAAACGAAUUGUUCCAUGUGUUAAAAAUUUUGAACGUAACUAAAUGUGCUGUGCAAUAGUCUGUCUAUGGUGCUAUCUCAGUUUCUGAGGGUGACGAAAUGAAUGCUAACGCUCACAUUCAACGGAUCUGGGACAAUAAUAAAAAACACACUUUACUGAAAUACAGACGGUAAUAUAAUAACAUCAAUAAAAUCUUCGAACGCAACGCUCAGACGAUGUCGGUCAGGUGACAUUCCGACGUUUAGUGGUUCACUGGUCCAACUUUCGCUUAAAAGCCUCGACGGAUGUGGGCAAGAAGACCUCUGCAGACAGAGCAUUCCAAGCAUCGAUCCCUCUGUUUGAAAAGACCUUCCGAAUGUCCAGCCUGGCGCCAAUCACACGUUGUUUAAAUGGAUGACCUCGGAGGUUCGUUGUGGUUGCUAACUCAAAGAAAUCAGCAGGUAAGAGGCAGCAGUCCUGACUGCGCAUUAUACGGAAUGUUUGUGUACGGUCGCCCCUUAGCUGUCUGUAACUCAGUGGAAAACGGCCGAUAUUGGACAGCCGUCUUUCGUAAGGAAAUGAACCCCGAUGCCGAGGUCUUUAGGGGCCAGGCUUUCCACGCAUGGAUACAGCACUCUAAGGUCGUACACAUGUCCGAAAGAUUUUUACGAAGCAGUCCUCAUAGACGGUGGAGAAAGCUAACUUAACAAGGCAAAAGACUGAUAUCGCAAACUUAUUUACCUUGGAGCAGUGGAGCAGUUUAUCUGAGGGAAAUGUAACUGUUGUAUCUUUAAACUACCUAUCUGUUAUCAGUAGUUUUACAUAGGUCAAAGGCUGAAUAUUAGUAUACGACGGGGCAGCUUCAAUCGAAUGAGGCAAAUUCACUGAACUACGGCUGUGACGCUGUUGUUCAGAUAACUUCCAGCGGAAUCCGAAAUAUAUUCAAGCAGGAUCUUGUUUCAGCUUGUUAACAACCACGAAAAACUGACGUAUGCAGGGUAGUACAUGUGGUCCACAUCUACUAAGUAAAAAAUACACAUUAACAGAAGGCAAAUUUAUACGGAAAUUUAUUGCAAUGAAGUCACUUCAGGUCCUUUCAUUUCACGGAUAAUCCCCACGCCCUUGAUCUUCCUACACAUAUUAGGAAAAAAAUAACAUCAAUUUAUGCAUCAAUAUUUCUGUCCUCAGUAUUCGUGAUCUAAGCACAACAUUGGCCAGACCACGGACUGCUACAGAAAAAGACACUUCUGGAUGCUCGGAAUAUGUGAUUCAAAACAGAAGAAAGGAGUCGUCGAGCAAGUCAACAACAAAACUUGGCAAGCCCUCAUGCCGAUAAUAACCAAGUGCAUAACGAAAGGGAAUGUGAUUGCGACUGACGAGUAAAGGGACAGCUCACGCCUGUCAUCUGAGGGAUAUGUGCAUUACGCCGUAAAGCAUAGUAUGAAUUUUAUUGAUGAUACUAUAUCGUCUAUGGUUUGGGCUAAACACCGCCGAACUAAAACGACCGUGGGAAACCUUGCUAUUUCACGUCGCGGAAGUGUUCCCCGUGCAGGAAUCGAAUGGAAGUGGUAUGCGGCAGCCGCUUUUCUCGGGUGCAAGACCUUUAAUGUCAUUUCAAAAUACUCUGACUCCUACUUGUUUCUAAGGUGGAGUUGGACAACUAUGUGGGUUAUGGUAGAGGAGCAUCCCCAUGUGGGUGGUGGAAUGGGGAUCAUAGGUCGCCGCAGGAAUGGCGUUGAUUGCGUACAGAACUUUCGAAUCACAUCUAACACGUCUGGGGGUGAGGAUCAGAAUAAUGGGUCCAUACAGACAGGCCUACAACGUCUUGUUCUCGGGGCGGCCGAUGGCAAAUUGAAUAGCACAAACCGGUGAAGCAGGUAGAGUACGCCGGAGCUAAAGCAUGACAGGCAUCCCAGUAAGAACGUAAUCGAACAACACCUACUUAAAUGAGGGCAGUAGCGAGUCUUUUAAAUUGUUUGAUCUAUCCAGAGUACAAAUCAUACCCCUACAGCAAUUUUCAUAAACUUGGCUCAGUUAAAGGCUCUACUCUGAGAUUAUGAAUGCACAAGCGAGUGGUCAUAUCAAUACUAAUAUUUUGCCGAGACUGUUUCUGUCUUCCUCGUUCCAUUUUUAAAUAGCGCAUAAGCAGAAGUUGGAACGCAGGUAAAUUGAUGUUUUAUAUGUCCAAACCUAUAAAUGACCAUUCGUUUAUAGCCAUGUCCGUGGCUAAUGGCUAAUGGCUAAACAAUCACGACCAAUUUCAGCGAAGGAUUACCUGUGUCUGAUAAUACUCCAUUUUACAACCCGACACCGCAAGGCGCCGCUCAUCCUGCUUCCAAACACUGAUAAAACCCAAUUUCUUUAAAAGUAACACUCGUGUCAACAAACUGACUCCCCGGUAGGCAUCGGGCAAAAAAUCAAUUAGCAACGCGUGUUAUGAGGAUAGACUGCUGCCCCUAGCCUUCGGUAGAGCACGACACUUUGACCUGCCUGAGAUCUGCAGACGAUUUCAAUUCAUUCUCACCUACACCGACUGUUACUUACUUCAAUGUAGAGACUACUUUAUGCAGCUUGCAGCACUUACACACCUUCUUCGAAAAGACUACUUUGGCCUUGCUGUGUCACGCCGUUACUCACCAUAUAACGCAUGAUCUACGGCUUGCUGACUGCCUGUUGGCUAACACUGUCUCGGUUACAACACAUACAGUAGGCGACCUAGCUCGUGAUGCUUGGUAACAGAAUCCGAUAUGAGAAUUUUCCACACGCCUUAAACGCACCACAUCCGGCCCGCUUAUUUGGUCCCUUAAAGAAAAUAUACCAAGUCCUUACCCUGACAUUGGAGGUCUAAGUAUAACCCUAUUUCUAAUGCUAAACACAAACCCUUGCCCCUACUCAUAACUACAAACCCUAAACAGUGCCAUAAACAAAACCUCCACCUUAAGCCUAGGGCCUAAAAUUCAGAACUAAUCCCCUUUCUCUAGCCUGUAAAUCCAAUUUGCAGUCCUAAUCUUGGUCUUUAACCCUUUCCUCAAACCCUAACUCGUUCAUUGAAGACAGUCGUAAACUGCAUCACGUCUACCCAAAUCAAUAAACGUAUAAAUGUUGCAAAUUCUGACAACCUACUGAAAUGAUAAUUAGUAGGAAAUCUUUGAUUGUUUCACCAGGGAGGACAGCGUUUCCGGCUCGGUUACGCUACCGGGGCCCGAAGGACUGAGGGAAAAGCGCUUGUAACACGGAAAAGGUGGUCCUAGGAGUUUUAUUAAUUGUGCGCAUGAAAAUGGGCAUUGUGGUGGAAAAGCGUAUAAAAAUAAAGACAACUGGCUAAAUGCAGGUUAAAAUGGCAAUGUAACUCUGGUCCUAACCCUAAACGUCACCCCGAACCUAACCCGAACUGUAACCCUAACCGUAACCCACACACUUAAAUGAAACUCGUACUCUAACCGAAACACUAAACUAGAUCUCACUCCCUAACCCGAACCCUAUACCGGAGCUCAUUUCCUCACCCGAACACUAAAAUUUAACGUAAUCUUACCACAAGCCCUAACCUCAAAUUGACUCCGAGCCUAACAAAACAGGGGCUCGACUGCACAUCAGAAUAGUCGAUAGAGGUACGCUAAUGCUGAGAAGUAUAAAUCGCAACUGCCUCCUGAAACCAAUAUAAGUAUAAAGGUAAUGUGACGACGACAACACGGACAGCGCAAUAAAGCUUUCCCAAGGCAUAUCCAGUCAUUUUCUCGGAAGGGACAAGCAGUGCUGUCCCUAAUUCAGGCCGUUUAGUCAUUACAGUCGGCUGGCCAACUCCACUAUGGGUUACGGCUUUGUCUAGGGGAGAGCGACCCGAGUUAGCUUAGGCCGCACACGGGAUAAGAUAUCACCCUCUCGGUAGGGCGCUUUGAAAUGGAAAGGGGGGAAUGGAGAGGGCAGGGUGGGAGGGGAGUGAGUAACAGAAUUCCGCACAAGGGGUUUGGGUGGUGUAUAUCUCACACGCGUGAGAGUGCCGAACGUCACGUGAAGAAGGAGCCGUUUCAGCCUAUCUCUCAGCCUACCAGUCUGUCAAUUUACACAAACACAACUGGGCAUAAAAAUAUUCACUUUUCUAAUUAUUCGAUGGAAAAUUAUGUCUUCUUCCAAUUUUAUGCUCAAAAGAAGGGUAUAAAUUGGUUUUAAAAAACAUUUUUUAUUCCCGAAUAAAUAUCAACCAGUAUUCAACACAAUGGGGUUCGGAUGGUGUAUAUCUCACACGCGUUAGACUGCCGCAGAUCCCGUUAAGAAAGACACGUUUCAGCCUGACUCUCAGCCUACCAGUCUGUCACUCCACACAAACACAACUUAGCACAAUGUGUUGACUGAGUUGGGGCGUCGUUCGGCGACCUUCCAAUGCACGGCGCUUGACGUGCCGGGAUAAUCGCACAUUCGAAUCAUACAUGCAUGCUGUUUGGAGACGAAGCCAAGACGCACACUUUUCACUUGCAUUGGAGGUGGCAAUUGAAUGUCUGCAGUGGAUGAUGGUGCUGUGUGCUGCAGGUGUGGAAAGAUAUGAUGGUGUGGUUAAGCCGGCGGUUGUCUACCGCAGAUUUUCCCGAAUGCGCAGGUGACCUAACAGGCACAUGUGAUGGGUGAGUUUGCGGGUAGAGUGUUGGCAGUUGAGACUGGUGCGGCAGGUGCCCCAGGCACUGGCUCGCCAGUCUCUCUACGAGGGAUUUGCAAGUAACCCACCAGGCUGACGUAUGAGGUGAAUGUACGCGGACAAUUUGUGUGCAGGAAAAGACGACGGUGCCAGUGUCGGGCUUCGGUAAUGUUGGCAGUGAUAGAGCACUGGGCUAUGCUUUGUGGAUUGGCUAGGCAUGCCGGGUGUGCAGGUAGUGCUAGGUGCUUUGGGACAGCGGUGGAUUCCGCUAUCGUGGAUACGCGUGUGACCUAGAAGGCCCAUGCGGUGAGCAAAUGUGCCGGGGGCAGUGAGGGCAGUGGAGGCGAAUGCGGAGAAUGUAUGUGGGUGCUUCGGAACCUGUUUCGCCAGAAAAUGUGCGAUGAAUUAACGUGUGACCGACCGAGCCGAUGUGUGAGGUGAAGGCGCGGUCGCAAUGAGGACAGGCAUGGACCGAGUUCACAUCACUGGGGUUGUUGGUUGGAGGGGGGGGGAGGGGGGGGGGUUGAUGUUGGCUGGUGUGUUAGGAUUGUGUGCAGUGGAUGUGGAUACAGGAGCUGCCGCAGCGGACGUUGAGGCGAUGUGGGUGGGGGCAUGAGAGGCGAUACAGGUGUGGACGUUAGGACAGCAGCUGGUGUCGUUCGGGUGCUGGAGUUGACAGUGAAGUUGCUCUCUAAGGCCGACUGGUGACCAGAACGUCCGCAGUCAUCGUGGGCGGGUUGGGGGUGAUUGAGCGUCGGCGUGAUAUGAAGCGGACAUUUGAGACCUGCGAGCUUCGCGUUUGACUUUGGCGGCGGUGAUGCGGUCGGCUUCGCAGACCGAUGCGCCUGUCUUCACUGAACUCCUCAAGGCUCGUCGGUCACGGACGAGAUCUUCUCCUUUGACCAGGUUAGUUUGCAGACGCUUCAGGGAAGUCUUUAAGUUAUCCUUGCACCGCUUAUCUUGACCUCCUUGUCGGCGAGAACCCGUGGCGACGUCUCCAUAGAAAAUCCGUUUGGGAGGCGGCUCUAACGCCAUUUCCGCUGUCUCAGUACGACAUAGAUGCUGAGGAUCACGGUCCACUACAGCAUGUCUUUGUUUAGGAUGUGGUUCUGCCACCUGAGUUUCAGUAUCCGUCAAAGACAGCGGAGGUGGAGUUGAUUGAGCCUUCGCGGCUGCUUCUUGUACAGCAUCUCGGUCUCAGCGUCUCAGCAACGUCGGAAGAAUGA